UACAUCGUCGAUGAAGUGAAACCACAACUGCUGUAACGGUAGUAGCUAUGGCGUCGACAGCGGCGACCCGAACGGCAGUUGGCGCUGCAAAAGUUGUUAAACCGAUUUUUAGCCGAGACCUGGACGAAGCAAAGCGCAGAGUUCGGGAGCUGUACCGAGCCUGGUACCGAGAGAUACCUCAAACUGUUGAACUGUUUCAGCUGGACAUCACGGAGCGUCAGGGGCGAGACAAAGUGAGGGAGAUGUUUGACAGGAACAAGCACAUCACCGACCCCCGUGUGAUUGACCUAUUAGUCGUUAAGGGGAAAAUGGAACUCCAGGAAACGAUCCACGUCUGGAAGCAGAGGACCCAUAUAAUGCGCUAUUUCCAUGAGACUGAGGAAGCUCGUCCCACUGACUUCCUGUCCAAAUUCUAUCAGGGUCAUGACCCAUGAACUGUGCAGCAAUCUGCUGACCUCCAGCCCAAUGUGCUUGUGUCCAGUGUGACAGAUGUUGCCCUUUACUGUAAAUACAUGCUUAACACUCGUCCUUAAA
Monopterus albus (swamp eel) is the source of this 534-nucleotide messenger RNA. RefSeq names its product NADH:ubiquinone oxidoreductase subunit A6 (gene ndufa6). The record is from RefSeq and is a predicted model, not a curated record. The transcript is spliced from 3 exons. Bases 48 to 434 code for a protein of 128 amino acids. Gene Ontology annotation, biological process: response to oxidative stress. Lineage: Eukaryota; Metazoa; Chordata; Actinopteri; Synbranchiformes; Synbranchidae. Gene Ontology annotation, cellular component: respiratory chain complex I.